UCUACUGACACAAAGGAGCUCUGUCUGGGGAAGGCAGCCGCUUGACACGCCGCCGGCCGGCUGCCCGCCCGCCCGCCCUCGGGAGGAGCCGGGUGGAGACCCGGGCGGGUGGCCGGCAGCAGCCACAGCUAGGAGUUGCCUGGGUCCUUGCCGGAGUGUGCUGGAUGUUUGAGACAGAGGCAGAUGAGAAGGAGAUGCCCCUGGAUAAGGGGAAGGGGCCAGGUGCUGAGGAACUCCCACCCAGCAAAGACCCCUCUCCCAGCCAGGAGCUUCCUCCAGGUCAAGACCUCCCACCCAGCAAAGACCCCUCUCCUGGCCAGGAGCUUCCUACAGGACAAGACCUCCCACCCAGCAAAGAUCCUUCUCCCAGCCAGGAGCUUCCUACAGGACAAGACCUCCCAGCCAGCAAAGACCCCUCUCCCAGCCAGGAGCUUCCUCCGGGUCAAGACCUCCCACCCAGCAAAGACCCCUCUCCCAGCCAGGAGCUUCCUCCGGGUCAAGACCUCCCACCCAGCAAAGACCCCUCUCCCAGCCAGGAGCUUCCUCCGGGACAAGACCUCCCACCCAGGAAGGACUCUUCUUUGGGGCAAGAAGCAGCUCCUGGCCCAGAGUCACCAUCCAGUGAAGACACAGCUACCUGCCAAGAGCCCCCUCAAAGCCCAGAAACCUCAACAAGUAAGAACUCCCCACUGCACCAGGGAUCUCCUCCAACCACAGAACUCCCAUCUUGCCAGGACCUUCCUGCUGGUCAAGGAUCCACCCCUAGCCAGGACCCUCUGCUCAGUCAAGAGCCCCCUGUCAUCCCAGAACCCUCUGCCUCAGUCCAGAACCUUCCACCCUCUCAGGAGUCACCUCCCAGCCAGGGCUCCACACCGGAGAAGGCCCUUGAGGAACAGGCCAUCAGCUCUGGGGAGCUGCCAGCAGCCACCGCAGCUGUACCUCCAGCCUCCAGGCCCAACUUUGUGAUCCCUGAGGUCCGGCUGGAUAGCGCCUACAGCCAACAGGAUGGGGCCCAUGGGGGCAGCUCUGGCGAGGAUGAAGAUGCAGAAGAAGGAGAGGAAGGGGAAGAAGGGGAGGAAGAUGAGGAGGAAGACACCAGCGACGACAACUAUGGGGACCGUAGUGAGGCCAAGCGCAGCAGCCUGAUUGAGACUGGCCAAGGUGCUGAGGGCGGCUUCUCAUUGCGCGUGCAGAACUCGCUGCGGCGCCGGACGCACAGCGAGGGCAGCCUGCUGCAGGAGGCCCGUGGGCCCUGCUUUGCCUCUGACACCACCUUAAACUGCUCUGAUGUCGAGGGCACCACGUCUACCUGGGCCAUCCCUUCACCCCGCACCCUUAAAAAAGAACUGGGUCGUAAUGGAGGCUCCAUGCACCACCUUUCCCUGUUCUUCACUGGACACAGGAAGAUGAGUGGCACUGACCUCGGGGAUGAUGAUGAAGCCUCCCGGAAGAGAAAGAGCAAAAACAUAGCCAAGGACAUGAAGAAUAAGUUGGCUAUCUUCAGGAGGCGAAAUGAAUCUCCGGGGGCCCAGCCAGCCAGCAAGACAGACAAGACAACAAAGUCCUUCAAGCCUACCUCGGAGGAAGCCCUCAAAUGGAGCGAGUCUCUGGAGAAGCUGCUGCUUCACAAAUAUGGCUUAGAAGUGUUCCAGGCCUUCCUUCGCACUGAGUUCAGUGAGGAGAACCUGGAGUUCUGGCUAGCUUGUGAGGACUUCAAGAAGGUCAAAUCACAGUCCAAGAUGGCAGCCAAAGCCAAGAAGAUCUUUGCCGAAUUCAUCGCGAUCCAGGCUUGCAAGGAGGUAAACCUGGACUCAUACACACGAGAACACACCAAGGACAACCUGCAGAGUGUCACGCGAGGCUGCUUUGACUUGGCACAAAAACGUAUCUUUGGGCUCAUGGAAAAGGACUCAUACCCUCGCUUCCUCCGCUCUGACCUCUACCUGGACCUCAUUAACCAGAAGAAGAUGAGCCCCCCGCUCUAGGGACCACCAGUAUCCAGCUCAGCGUUCACACCAAGCGGAGCGGGCUCCCUGCCCAUCCGCCUCCCUCCCCUGUGACGGAGGGGGCAAGCGAGCCCCCAAAGGCUGUGUCUCCAGACAGACAGAAGGACAUUUGGAUUCGAGACCUGGACUGAGAGAGACCCAGGCCACGACAGGAGUAGAAGGGCAGGCUGCAUCAGGUCCUCAAUGCUCCGGUACGAGGGGACCAAGGGCUCUGGCAGGCCCAAGCUGGAUCAGGAGCCGUAGCUCCAUGCUUUGGAGAUUCAGAGACUUCAUGCUGACCAAGUUCCUUAGAGAACUGGCUAGGGGAGUCCAAGAGGCCCAGGCCUGGGCUCUGAAGACGCCUUGGGGGCUGUUGGGGCUCACAGCUCAGAUCCUCCCCCAUUGAAUUUUAUUUAUUUAAACUGUAGUUGGAUGCUUGGCACAUGAACUGUAAUAGGAAACCUUUACCCUGUCAGUUUUCUUAACUUACAAGUGCAAUAUCUUAACCAAUGCCUUGUUAAAGCCACCUGGAGGGGUGGCCACCAUCCUGCAGUUUCAGGGCAUUUGCUGGUCCCAGGAACCAGUGGUGGCAGCUGGGCCUUCUAGACUGACAAGGCCUUGGGCGGGGGAGGGACGCUGCAGAAAUCUGGCACCCCCUGGGUGGGUGUCCCCCCCCCCCCCCAAGAGAGCUGGGAAAGCAUAGUGCCCUCCGGCCACACAGUGACAAGUGUUGGAACGAAUAAACGGCCUGUGUUAUUCUCAUU
Onychomys torridus (southern grasshopper mouse) is the source of this 2749-nucleotide messenger RNA. RefSeq names its product regulator of G-protein signaling 3-like. The record is from RefSeq and is a predicted model, not a curated record. Lineage: Eukaryota; Metazoa; Chordata; Mammalia; Rodentia; Cricetidae. The transcript is spliced from 7 exons. Gene Ontology annotation, biological process: signal transduction. The coding region runs from base 165 to 1985 and encodes 606 amino acids. Gene Ontology annotation, cellular component: plasma membrane; nucleus.